Rhopalosiphum maidis (corn leaf aphid) is the source of this 3216-nucleotide messenger RNA. RefSeq names its product lutropin-choriogonadotropic hormone receptor-like. The record is from RefSeq and is a predicted model, not a curated record. Lineage: Eukaryota; Metazoa; Arthropoda; Insecta; Hemiptera; Aphididae. Bases 35 to 2320 code for a protein of 761 amino acids. Gene Ontology annotation, molecular function: protein binding; protein-hormone receptor activity; G protein-coupled receptor activity. Gene Ontology annotation, biological process: G protein-coupled receptor signaling pathway. Gene Ontology annotation, cellular component: membrane. The transcript is spliced from 16 exons.
CGUUGCUCGCCGUUUUUGUCGCAUCGCACACGCCAUGUCGCGCACUGUCAGCCGCGAUUCUUCGCGGACGGACGACGUAAACGUGACCACCGUCUUAUUGGUCGCAUCCAACGACAGACGAAAAUCCGUCGUCGUCAACAUGCGCCGCCACCGUUUCUCGUCCAACAGUUGGAUCUCAAUGUGGUCAAUUUUCGAUUUUUUGAUGGUUUUGUGCAUUUUUAUUGUGCAGCUAUCAGCGAAAGGUACAGUUAUGAACACACCGUGCACUAUUAUUGAUAACUGCUGUGUUCGCAACAUGACCAACUUUUGGAAACAUAAAACUGAGUUGCAUUGUUCGGGGAUUCAACAAAUACCGGUUGUUAAUGAGAUAAUACAUGUGCUAACUAUUGACGAUUCAGACGAUAUUAAAGAGUUAUCAGCAAAAUCGAUUAGUCCAUAUAGUAAUCUUACAGAUAUAAUAUUAAACAACAUGAAAAACCUAGAAUAUUUGGAUUCGUCAACUUUCAAAAAUUUAAAUAAAUUGCAAUCAUUGUAUAUAUUGCGAGCUAGUGUUUUGAAAGAACUAUCUUCCGAUAUAUUUCAUGGUCUUUCAAAAACAUUUUUAGUACUCCGUAUAAGUAAAGCGAAUCUUAGGGUCAUUCCCGAUCUUUCAGACCUCGGAACUCCGACUGCAAUGCACAUAAUUGAAUUUGAAGGAAAUCAGCUGGACACUUUACAAACGAAUGGAAUUAAAACUCGAGCAGAACAGUUGUUAUUGGAAUAUAAUAAAAUAAGUGUAAUUGAAAAUUGGGCGUUCAAUGGUUCUGAAAUAGCAAAACUAAGUUUGAGAGGAAAUUAUUUAGACUUUUUGUCUGAACACAGUUUUGAUGGAAUUUUAAACUUACGGACACUAGAUUUAUCACAUUCCUCAAUGAAAGUAUUACCGACAUCGGGGUUGAAAAGCUUAGAGGUACUUCGCGUAGAAAAUGCUCCUUCAAUGACUGUGAUUCCUUCAGUUUAUUUAUUUGGUAAUUUAAAAGAAGCUUAUCUCACUUAUUCAUUCCAUUGUUGCAGUUUUCAGUUUCCAGCUAAACAUGAUUAUUCAUCAUAUGAGUUUCAUAAAGAAGGUUCACAAACUCCAAGCGAAUGCGUUCAGAUGAAAAAAAAUUACAACUUUCAUGUGGUGUCCAAUGAUUUCAUAGAAAACGGUUAUAUAGACUAUGCAAACGAUAGCGAAGAACAGUUUUUUAACGAGCCGGCCAUAACAAAUAGUACCCAAGACAUUAUAUGUGGCAAUAUUACUCCACCUACCACAUCCGACGUCAAAUGUUGGCCACAACCGAACGCCUUGAAUCCAUGCGAAGAUAUAAUGGGUUUCUACUGGCUUAGAGUGUGCGUUUGGCUGGUGGGAAUCGCAGCGUUACUAGCAAACGUUGUUGUAAUGUUGGUGGUUUUCCGUAAAAAGUUUAAUUAUUCCGUGCCCAGAUUCCUGAUGAGUAAUUUGGCUUUCGCCGACUUCUGUACGGCCAUUUAUUUGUUGCUAUUGGCUUACGAGGAUUUGGUGUCCAGCGAAAAGUAUUUCAACUACGCUUACACAUGGCAAAACGGCGUUGGAUGCAAAAUUGGAGGUUUCUUGACAGUAUUUUCAUCUCAACUAUCAGUUUUUGCGUUAUGCUUGUUAACGAUUGAACGGUGGUACUCAAUACGCAGGGCACUGUACACAAACAAAAUGACGUUCGCUUCAACCGUGAGAAUUAUGGCUUUUGGUUGGGUUUAUUCAAUUGUAAUGGCGACUAUGCCAUUAUUGGGCAUUUCGAGUUAUUCUACUACCAGUAUCUGCCUGCCGAUGGACACUGCGCGCGCGAGUGGCAUGUGUUACGUGUUCACGCUGCUGACGUUUGCCGCGGCCGCGUUCCUGCUGAUGCUGUUCUGUUACGUGCAGAUCUACACGUCGCUGAGCUACGAGACCCGACACGCGGCCAAGGGCGAGGCGUCCGUGGCUCGCAAGAUAUCCGUACUGAUCGGCACAAACUUCGCGUGCACCGCGCCCGUCAUCUUCUUCGGCUUCACCGCGCUACUCGGCUACCCGCUCAUCGACGUCACCAAGUCGAAAAUACUACUCGUCUUCUUCUAUCCCAUCAACUCGUGCGCCAACCCAUUCCUCUACACUAUACUCACAGCCAGUUUCAGACGCGAAGCCUUCUCCACCGUCACCAAGUUCGGUCUUUGUUUGGAGAAUGAGAAAGAAUAUAAAGUGAUUUAUUCAACGCAAACCAACAACACCCAACGUUUAACUCCGGUGCACAGACAGACAUUGUCGUUGACGUUGCCACAGCCCUGAAUGAAAAACAUUCGACUACUACUAUUAUUAUUAUUUUUCGUCAUAAUUAUUAUUAUUAUUAUUAUUAUUAUUAUUAUUAUUAUUUACAGUUGCCGUAAUAGUAUUAUAUUUGUAGUUUAUAGUUUAUUAUUACUGCGAUCGUCGGCGUCGAUUAAACAAUCGGUAUGAUAAUAAUAUAAUAUAUUAAUGUUGUAUGUAAUGUGUGUACAGGCGAUUAGAUUCAUCGCCGGCGAUCGGUCUACAAAUAACUCGAAACGCGUAAUUAUCUAAAUCGUCUAAAAUCCCCAGUAAACGUAUAAUAUAACAUUCCUAUCAACGAAUCAAUACCUAAAUAAUUUAUUAUUCAUACUUACACCUAUAAAUUCCAGUUUUGCUCGCAUAGCGUAGUGCUUUAGCUAUGUAAUAAUAUUAUUGUCCCUCGCGCGUCUCCGAGAAGUAUUCGCUAUAUCUGCGUUAUGCGGCGUGUCUUACAAUAUUCUUAUUUCUGCAGUCAAAACCUUGACAUAUUGAUUGCGCGUUUUACGUUAUUAUAUAGAUUUCUCACUUUAAUUUUUCCUGUUUUCUGUCGAUGAUAAUAACGUGUAAUGUCUUAUUUACUUGUACCCACUCUACUAUUCCAAUAUUACAUUGUUUAUAUAUAUAACUAAUAGAUCUGUUUCCUCCCCCAUCAAACAGUCUGACUCUGGAUCUCUCGUUAAAAUACGUAACGUACAACAUGAUAUAAUUAUUAUGCCGUAUCGACGUGUUCAUGCUCCACACAAUUUAUCAUAAUAUAGGUAUUACCGGGCGAUUCGAUAAGAAAAAACAAACGAAAUUAUAUUCAUAAAAACCAAAACCAUUAGCUAAUAAUUUUUACUUAAAUUCUUAAACGAAGCACACUCGAUUAUAAUAUAAUA